This is a messenger RNA of Daucus carota subsp. sativus, 1062 nucleotides long. RefSeq names its product tRNA-splicing endonuclease subunit Sen2-1. Gene Ontology annotation, biological process: tRNA-type intron splice site recognition and cleavage; tRNA splicing, via endonucleolytic cleavage and ligation. The transcript has 2 exons. Gene Ontology annotation, cellular component: tRNA-intron endonuclease complex. Lineage: Eukaryota; Viridiplantae; Streptophyta; Magnoliopsida; Apiales; Apiaceae. Bases 146 to 877 code for a protein of 243 amino acids. The record is from RefSeq and is a predicted model, not a curated record. Gene Ontology annotation, molecular function: nucleic acid binding; tRNA-intron lyase activity.
GACAUUUCCAACUCGGGGCUUUUCUUCAAAUAUGAUAUCACUUUAAAAUUUUGAUAUCGCUCUCGUGUCCUCUGAAUACCAGUAAAUCACACGACAAUUUCGACUCGCUUCUGCAGCUGUGUUGUGCAAAAUAGGCAAGGAUUUUAUGGGGCCGAGAUGGAAAGGAAAAGAGGCAGAAGCUAAAGCUCUUGCUGAUCCAAUUACCAAGAUUGUAUCUCAGCUACAAUCAUCUCUAGUUCAUUCAGAUUCCCAAGGAAUACUUUCUGGCUGUAGCGUACUUCUUGCAGUGGAUGCAGAACAAACCAAACUUCUAAAUCACACGUGUUUUGGUGUACCAAUCAUCACAGCUGAGAAGGAUAAGCAAUGGUUUCAGUUGAGCCUGGAGGAAGCAUUUUACUUGUGCAAUUCUUUAAAUUGUCUCAAAGUUGUAGGUGAAGGUAAUCUUGUCAAGGGCAAUAAUCAAUUGUGGAGUUAUAUGGUAAGCAAGAAAAAAACAUUCCCUGCUUUCUACAAGGCUUAUUCUCAUCUCCGAAUGAAAAAUUGGGUGGUGAGAUCAGGAUCUCAAUACGGUGUGGAUUUUGUAGCCUACCGACACCAUCCAUCUCUAGUGCAUGCUGAUUAUGCUGUGCUUGUUUCAGCAGAAUUAGAAGGCAAUGGAAGUGGUAGAUUGAAGGUUUGGUCUGAUAUGCACUGCACUCUACGGCUUUGUGGCGGUGUUGCCAAGACAUUAUUAGUUCUCCACGUCACUGAUAACAGUAAGAUCCAAACAUCUCCCUUGUGCUUGGAAAGUUAUCUUGUGGAAGAGAGAACCAUUACUAGAUGGAUUCCUGAGCAAUGUCGCGAGGACCAAAAACAAGUUCAGAAAUGGACUUUAUGAACUUUAGGAAAAAAAGUCAUAUAGCAGUUCUCAGGUUCCUCUAUAAUUUUCUUUUAAUCAUAUAGAGGAUGCAAUAGACUUGCUUGUUGCAGAUAUUGUUCAGAGAUAGUGUAAUUUUAUACAUAUAGGUUUAUUUUUCUUGUUUUUGCCAACUUAUAAAAGGCAGCAAUUUCAAUGUUGUUGAA